Molecule: messenger RNA, 1099 nt
Organism: Olea europaea var. sylvestris
Lineage: Eukaryota; Viridiplantae; Streptophyta; Magnoliopsida; Lamiales; Oleaceae
Exons: 7
Coding region: 1-867 (288 amino acids)
Source: RefSeq, a predicted model, not a curated record
AUGGAGUGCAUCGCAAUUGCCAUUAUUUUGGUUACUAUAAGAACGAGGAAGACUGUGCGUCUCUGGAUUAUAAUUGACUCUAUUUUUGAUCGGGUAAAAAUUGUAGUUGAACCAGGAAAUUUAUCUGCAUAUAAAACUGCACGCAAGUCUCGCUAUCAUCCAAAAAGCAAGGAGAGAGAGACACGAUUUCCCAUUCCCUCUUGUCCUAUAAAUAAUAUUCCUAUUUCAGUUGCGCCCAAAGCUCUUCUCUACUGCAUUACCAUUACCGGAGCCUCGCCAAAAUCGCCGGCAGAUCACGCAAUUCUCGUCGGCCGCUGCCAGUUAAGUGAUUAUUCUUGGAAAAUACAGGAUCAACUUCAAAAAAAUCAAAUGGAAUUGAAAGGAUUGACAGGGAAAGUGAAAGCAUGGAUAUUGGGUGUCCUCAAGAGUGACAGUCCACACUUGGAUUUUUUCGUUGGUACUGAUGCUGCGAUACUAAUGACUAGAUUUGCUCUUCCACGUAUGAUCCCAUCUAAUGGUGCACAUGCGCUCAGUGAAGAUGAGGAGACCAAGCGAAUGCUCAUUUUAUCUGGUUACGCUUGGAUCACAUUUUUGGUCUUCUCAUUGGGUUUAAGGAGCAUUAGACUCUGGUACUUUGGGGUUCCAUUCUGGAAUUUUUCCCGUUACUGGUACCGUGAGUUUCCAUUCUGGAAUUCUUCCACUUAUCAUGAGGAAGGAACACUCCCGGAAGAAUUGGUUGCUCUCGAACAUGGGACUCUGAAGUUAUUGAAGAAUAGGGAUAAAAAAGUCCUAGAAGAAUUGGUUUCUCUCAAACAUGGUGACUUUGUCGUUAUUGAAGUAUAUGGAAGUGAUAAUUGUGCAUCUUAAGAGGCAUAUAUGUAUCGCUUAUUUUGCUUGGUAGGGUUUAAGAAAAACUAUAUCAAACAUGGUGACUUUGAUGUUAUUGAAGUAUAUGGAUAAAAACGAAGUGAUAAUUUUGCAUCUUAAGAGGCAUAUAUGUAUAAUUUGUUUUGCUUAGUAGGGUUUAAGAAAAACUAUAUCUUAAUUGAACCGGUGAUAUCUUAUUCUUUUUAGUUUAAUUAUAUGAAGUUGACAUGAA